Colletotrichum higginsianum IMI 349063 is the source of this 1437-nucleotide messenger RNA. RefSeq names its product Serine/threonine-protein phosphatase. The transcript is spliced from 7 exons. Gene Ontology annotation, molecular function: protein binding; protein serine/threonine phosphatase activity. Lineage: Eukaryota; Fungi; Ascomycota; Sordariomycetes; Glomerellales; Glomerellaceae. The record is from RefSeq and is a predicted model, not a curated record. Gene Ontology annotation, cellular component: cytosol; nucleus. The coding region runs from base 1 to 1437 and encodes 478 amino acids.
AUGUCUACGCCGGAAGAGCGGGCAGUUGCCUUCAAGAACGAUGGCAACAAGGCUUUCGCUGCCCACGAUUGGCCGAAGGCUAUCGAGUUGUACACCAAGGCCAUCGAGCUGAACGAUAAGGAGCCGACAUUCUACACCAACCGCGCUCAGGCAAAUAUCAAGUCUGAGGCGUACGGCUAUGCUAUCUCGGACUGUUCCAAGGCGCUCGAAUUGAACCCGAAGCUGGUCAAGGCAUACUUUCGCCGAGGCCUUGCCCAAACCGCCUGCAUCAGACCCAAGGAUGCCGUAGUCGACUUCAAGGAGUGUUUACGACUCGAUCCGAACAACAAAGACGCUAAAUUGAAGCUGGACGAAUGCAAAAAGAUUGUGCGCAAGUUGGACUUCUUCGCUGCCAUCGAGGUCGGCGACGAGCCCUCUGCAGCUGAGGGUCUCGAUAUCAGCGUCAUCAACGUCGAGGAGGACUACGAUGGCGUCAGAUUGGAAGAAGAGAUGACCCAGGAGUUCAUCGACGACAUGACAGAGCGAUUCAAGAAGGGCAAGAAGAUCCACAAGAAAUACGUCUACCAGAUCAUCUUGGCCGUCAAGAAGAUUGUUUACGACGAGGCGACGAUGGUAGAGAUGGAGAUCCCUGAGGGCACUCAACUUACUGUCUGUGGUGACACACACGGCCAGUACUUCGAUCUGAUGGAGCUGUUCCGCCUCAACGGAACCCCCAAUGACAAGCAUUACUACCUGUUCAACGGCGACUUCGUCGAUCGUGGAUCAUGGUCCACCGAGAUCGCACUCCUGCUUUACGCCUACAAAUGGCUGCGCCCCAAGGCCUUCUUUUUGAACCGCGGCAACCAUGAGACCGACGACAUGAAUCGCGUUUACGGUUUCGAGGGCGAGUGCAAGGCGAAGUACAACGAGAGAAUCUUCAAGCUGUUCUCCGAGAGCUUCUCGGCUUUGCCUCUUGCGACUCUGAUCGGCACUAAGUACCUCGUGCUGCACGGAGGUCUGUUCUCUGACGACAAGGUCACUUUGGAUGAUAUCCGUAAACUUGACAGGCAUGCUCAGCGCCAACCCGGUCAGGCUGGCCUCAUGAUGGAGAUGCUUUGGACAGAUCCCCAGGACGAGCCGGGCCGUGGCCCCAGCAAGCGUGGUGUCGGCAUGCAAUUCGGCCCAGACGUCACCAAGAAGUUUUGUGAGAACAACGGCCUUGAAGCCGUCAUCCGCAGCCACGAAGUCCGCAUGGACGGUUACGAAGUGCAGCACGACGGACGAUGCAUUACUGUCUUCUCUGCGCCCAGAUACUGCGACUCUACCGAGAACAGAGGCGCGUACAUCAACAUUGGCCCCGACUACGAGUUGCAGUUUCAGCAGUUUGACGCUGUUCCCCACCCGGAUAUCAAGCCCAUGGCGUAUGCUCAGAGCUCUCUCAUGUCGUCUCUGAUGUAG